Molecule: messenger RNA, 366 nt
Organism: Arabis nemorensis
Lineage: Eukaryota; Viridiplantae; Streptophyta; Magnoliopsida; Brassicales; Brassicaceae
Source: the annotation of a GenBank genome assembly
AUGGCCACCAAGAACAACCGCCGCAAGAAGUGGAGAGGAAAGACUGGUGGAAGAGAUCAACAAGGCACACAUUUCUCAGUUCAAAUCAUGGCCGAAGUCAUGAUCAUAAUGACGGGUAAAGGAGACCAUGAGAGCCUCAAAGCAGUACAAGAUGGCAAUGAAAGGAUUCGUAAGAAGAGAAAUCAAGUCAAAAGAGGGGCUAAAGGAAUGAGAAGCAUCAAGAGACAAUUUGCCAUUUUCAAGCCUGGACUUUGGUCUACCGUCGUCCAAGCUUGCAGGGGAGUAUUAGAGAGGAGGCAUAAAGAAGAGGAGCAAGACCGAGGCAAGCAAAGAGAAGCCAAGGUUGAAGCUCAAAGAAGAUUGUGA